Molecule: messenger RNA, 315 nt
Organism: Toxoplasma gondii ME49
Lineage: Eukaryota; Apicomplexa; Conoidasida; Eucoccidiorida; Sarcocystidae
Exons: 5
Coding region: 1-315 (104 amino acids)
Source: RefSeq, a predicted model, not a curated record
AUGGGAUGGUGUGUUCUAUCAGCUCGAGGAGCUCGUAGGCCUAGGAGGGUGUUUGCGGGUGUUGAGAUGAUGCUAUGGAGGAUAAUUACAGUGACAAAGGAGCUUUCGGAGAGUAGUGACACCGACGGUCUUCCGCAACGCAAUCGAAUGUUAAGAAGGUUGUACGCCAGCGGUGGAGGGUCGAAAGAGACACUGACGCGAGAAGGCCGUAGUCAAGGCCUGUCUGUAGUCACGGUCAGCGGGUGGAAUAGAUGCCGUUUGGGAAGCGAGGCCGCUUGUUGUAGCUAUGUUGGGGAGGGAAUUGUUCAAUAUUAA